GUAGUAGAGCGGAUCCUGCGGGGUGAGUGACCGGAGACGUGCAGUGGACACGGUGUGACUACAACCCCCAUCAUAGCUCUGACUGCAGCUCCUAGCUAUGGAAGCUGCGAGUACCGGAGGAGAGGGGAUCUGUGAGCGAGGGGCGGCUCACCCGGUGCUGGGGCAGGAGGACAUGGUACAGGACUGUCACCUCUCAAGUCUUCUUUGCAAGACAUGACCUUUUCCAUCAAUGAUCCACCAAGAAUGGACCAGGACAGAUACUUCAUGGCUUCAAGGAUAUUAGACCUAGUCCUAGAGAUCAUCUCCUUGAUAACUGGAGAGGAUUACACAGUAGUGAAGAAGUCGUCUGAUGAGUGUGUGACACCUCGUGUGUCAGGAGGACGGAGCAGGACCCAGAGCCCCAUCACCGAGCCUCCACCUCAUUCACUGAUAAAUGAGCAGAAGAUCCUAGAACUUACCAACAGGAUCACUGACCUGCUGAGCGGAGAGGUUCCUAUAAGGUGUCAGGAUGUUGCUGUCUAUUUCUCCAUGGAGGAGUGGGAGUAUUUAGAAGAACACAAGGAUCUGUACACGGACGUCAUGAUGGAGAAAUCAGAUGGAUCCAGUCAGAGAAAUCCAUCAGAGAGAUGUCCUAGUCCUCUAUGUCCCCAGGAAUGUCCAGAGGAGAAGCCAAAUGUCCCACUUGAUCAUCAGGAAAGUGAUGGAAGUGGAAGGACGAGUGGCCUGGAGAACCCCACAUCAGUGUCAGUGACUGGUGCAGACAGUACGAGAGGCUCCCGUGGACAUCUUACUUUAUCUCCCUGUUAUGAAGUAGGAGAUAAUCAGCCAAAGAUUGGCAAAAAAAUAGUGUGUGACAUUUUUUCUUGUUCUGAAUGUGGAAAUUUUUUUAAAGAUAAAUAUUUUCUUUCCGUGCACGAGAGAAUUCACAGAGAUGAAAGACCAUUUUCCUGUUCCGAAUGUGGAAAAUCUUUUAACUAUAAAUCCGUUCUUGUUAAACAUCAGAAAAGUCACACAGGAGAGAAGCCAUUUUCAUGUUCUGAAUGUGGAAAAUGUUUUACCCAGAAGUCAAAUCUUGUGAAACAUCUAAGAACUCACACUGGAGAAAAGCCAUUUUCAUGUUCAGAAUGUGGAAGAUGUUUUUCACUUAAAGGUCCUCUCGAUAGACAUCAGAAAAUUCACACAGGUGAGAAGCCAUUUUCAUGUUCAGAAUGUGGUAAAUGUUUUUUACUUAAAGGUCCCCUUGAGAGACAUCAGAAAAUUCACACAGGAGAGAAGCCGUUUUCAUGUGUGGAAUGUGGAAGAUGCUUUAGACGUAAAUGUAAUCUUGAGAGGCAUCAGAGAGUUCACACAGGUGAGAAGCCAUAUUCGUGUAUGGAAUGCGGAAGAUGCUUUGUGCUCAAAGAUUCUCUUACGAAACAUCAGAAAACUCACAUAGGGGAGAAGCCGUAUUCAUGUCCGGAAUGUAGGAAAUCAUUUACCCAUAGAACAAUUCUUGUUGAACAUCUAAGGACUCACACAGGAGAGAAGCCAUUUUCAUGUCCUGAAUGUGGAAAACGUUUUGCCCAUAAAUCAAAUCUUGUGCAUCAUCUAAGAACUCACACAGGAGAGAAGCCAUUUUCAUGUUCAGAGUGUGGUAAAUGUUUCACCUACAGGUCAACUCUUGUGGAUCAUUUGAGAGUUCACACAGGGGAGAAGCCAUUUUCAUGCAUGGAUUGUGGGAAGUGCUUUAUGCAUAAAGAUUCUCUUCAGAAACAUCGGAGAAUUCACACAGGGGAGAAGACAUUUUCAUGUGGUGAAUGUGGAAAAAGUUUUAUGUAUGCAGCUGCUCUUGAGAAACAUCUGAGAACUCACACGGGGGAAAAGCCAUUUUCAUGUUCUAAAUGUGAGAAAUGCUUUAGCCAAAAAGUUGACCUUGUGAAUCAUCUAAGAAGUCACACAGGAGAGAAGCCAUUUUCAUGUGUAAAAUGUGGGAAAUGCUUUACUCGUAAAUCAGGUUUUCUUAAACAUCAGAGACGUCAUACAGAAGAGAAGCCAUUUUAAUGUUUAAUUUGUAGGGAUGUGACCAGUGUGGAGCUCCAUUGGGUCACCAACAACAAUAUAUAAAUGGCCGUGCUAAAUGCUAUCUGUUAUCCUGGCGAGAAAAUCCCCCGUCUCCACUCUACUGAACUAAUAAUUGUGCUUAAAUUAAAACCUCUAUCAGUAUACAUC
Molecule: messenger RNA, 2208 nt
Organism: Bufo bufo (common toad)
Lineage: Eukaryota; Metazoa; Chordata; Amphibia; Anura; Bufonidae
Product: gastrula zinc finger protein XlCGF26.1-like
Exons: 7
Coding region: 214-2040 (608 amino acids)
Biological process (GO): regulation of immune system process; negative regulation of transcription by RNA polymerase II; regulation of cytokine production
Source: RefSeq, a predicted model, not a curated record